Molecule: messenger RNA, 1431 nt
Organism: Ceraceosorus guamensis
Lineage: Eukaryota; Fungi; Basidiomycota; Exobasidiomycetes; Ceraceosorales; Ceraceosoraceae
Exons: 8
Coding region: 1-1431 (476 amino acids)
Molecular function (GO): protein binding
Source: RefSeq, a predicted model, not a curated record
AUGUCGGCGCCACCCUUUCCAGUGCCUGCAGGCAUGCGAUGGGAUGCACAGCUCAAGAGGUUCUUUGCGCUGCCGCCUUCGCAAUCAAAAGUAAAGACUAAACGUGCUGAUGAUAAGGAGAAAGCAAAGGAAAGCGCAGGAAAGCGCAAGCUCGUCAUUCGUGCAGACCCUCCGGCAUUUGAGACGCCGGCAGACGCCAUGUCGGAUGGGACACCUGCUCCGCGAAGUCAGGCAUUUCAGGGAUUGGCGAUGCGGAGUCGAAAUUCUAUGCCAAGCUUGACUCAAAGCUCUCGAACACGAAGACUUGCGCAACUUCAUCUGCAGGUGCGCGAGGCCAGAGGUAUCAGGAAAGGAGAUGCAAUCCGCUGCUUGUGGAUCAGCAUGCAGGAUGAAACGACCCCACCUCUUGUAGACAGCAGUCUUCGAAUUCAAACCAGUCCUGAAGCUCCGCAAAUGCUACUGUGCACGAUGUCUCGUCUUGUAGUGUUCGGAGAUAUAGAACAUGCAGGCAAACGAGAGGGCCCUGCAUUCAAUGCUGACCGACGGAUCGAAGGCGGACAAUCCUUGGAACUCGGCUGGCUUCACUCUCCCUUUGACAGAGCUCCGUACACCAAAGAUCUUGACUUCAUGUGCGUGCCUUACGCGGGACGUGGUGGCACGGUAGCAAUGGCUUUUCAUCAACGAAGCCGCCAAGAUUGGCGCCGCCAUUGGCCACAAGAUGCAAAAUCACCUGAGAUACCGCGUGCUGCCUUCGUCCUAACAAGCGACAGGAGGAGUAUGUAUGCAGCGAGAGUGCGAGACGGACGCGCAGAGGUGCUGUUUGUCGCCGAUACAUGGCAACAGCUUGACUUGCCGCCCGGACACAAGCUCAAGUUUCACUCCGACAUCCUUCGCCUCGCCUUCAUGCCUGAUCGCGCGUUGAUCCUGGGCUUGCGCUCUGGCCUAUUGAACAUCUUGAGUCUGGAAAAUUUGGAGCGAGGCAAUAUCAAAGUUCGCCCUGGACCUAGUCUCGAGGGCGCAAUUGCCUCCAUUGAUGAUGACGGGCACGGUGGACUCAUCGUGAGCACGACCCGGGGUAGCCUCUUAAGGCUCGACAGGGACGUCAAUAUCGCCAUGCAGUAUUGCGGGCAUGUUUCGACGGCUUCCAUGACGUUAUGUGUGGUUGUUAAUCCCGUCCAAAGACUGAUCGCAGCCGAAGGGGAGGAUCACGUCGUCCGAAUUUGGCGCUUUGAAUCUCCCAACGUCAUCUGGUCUAGCGAUCGCUCACCGGCAUUCCCUACCAUCUAUCCAAGCGCAGACUUUCCCGAUGCUGCGACGCACCGGAAAGACGAACCCAAUUUCGUGUUUACGGAACCGCUCAGCAUUGCAUGGCGGUAUGAUCGCUUUGGGCUUUUCAUCUCACACAAGGACACGGUGUACUUCUUCGAGUGA